CAUCCCACAGGCUUUUCGUUCAUUUCCAGGCCUAUUGUAAUCACUGAUAAAUGAGGUCAGGCUUAUAGUAGUGACUAUUUAAUCACCUAAUCGGGUAGAUAAUUGAGCAGACGCUUCAUUGUGAAUGAGCAUGAGGUUUUUGCUUCUGAAUAACUUGCUUUUCGCGUGAUUCUGACUUGGCAAUAAGUGAAAAUUUCUUAGUUCAAGAUGGCGUCGAGUUCGGUGAGUCAGGAAAGCUUAGACCGGGAAGAAUACGAGCCAAACACAAGGAGGAGUCGGUUUCGUAUUCUCCGUGGACGCAGUUCAACUCACAGGAGCGGAGGGGAAUCAUUAGAAAUGCCUGACAAAGAUCAAAACGGUGAAGGAGCCGAGCUGGAGCCCUUGGCCGGGGACAGAUCACCCCAUGAAUCUCCAACCAGAACAUCAUCUCGUUUCAAAGACAAAACAAGGGGCCGUCCCAAUCAUCUGCACAGCAAGGGGAAGACUGCCAAAGACAAAAGGAAGCUACGGGAGAAGAGAAGGAGCACUGGAGUAGUUCAUCUACCUUCGACAGAAAGCACUGGUGAUUCGCUAGAUGAUGAUAGUGGUGAGACAAAAAAGAACACAUCGUAUAAUGAGAGUGUGGACCCAGAUACACAGCAGUCCCCAGAGGAGCACAUGUCUAAGCCGUACGUGUGUAGAAGGAACAAAAGGUCAGUUGUGGAAGUCCCAUCUGACCUUGAAGCAGAUCUGGAGGACAAUCAAGACUACGACAGCACCGUCAGCCAAUCAGAAACGAAUCUCUCAAUCAUUGGCCAGACGGCGCCACCUGACUACUCAACGACGAAAUCAAACAACCGAGUGCGUUCACCGGAUUCUAGUAAAGGCGGACAGUAUGGCAAUGUGUCUACGGAUAGUUCUCAGGCCAAAAAUGUUCACUUCUGUCAAAGACUGCCGAGUGGGGGGAAUUAUUCGGGUGUGACGAGUUCGUCGUAUAAAGAUGGCGACAGCGGAGAUAGUAAACUCAGCUCGAACUCGUCAGAGGAAAAGAAUACGGUUCCAGUUUCAAAAACGGAUGAAUUAGAACAGCGAUUGAUGCAUGAACAAGAAGAAAACACGCAUUUGCGACAAUUAUUAGAAGAUAAAGAUAGGAGAAUUGCUGAACUGGAAAAGCAGGUGGCAUCAAUUACAAAGCAUUAGGAACAAAGGAGGUCGAUGAUCUCGAUAUGGAGUGUGAGACGUUACAUCGAGACAACCAAACGUUAUUCCAAGUCAUCAAUAAUCUCGGAGGAUCACGAUAGCAGUAGAAGACGUAUCGGUGGACAACCUAACUCCAGUUUAUGAAGUUAAGAAUACAAUUCUGCAUUGCACGAUUUUGGCUAAAGUGGCCAGGUUAUCUUAUGUCAUCUCUAAGUUGCAAUGCCAGUAUAAGCAAAUUCACAGCUUUUACUGCCCUUGAAUCACUGUUGAAAUCGAUGUUAAAGACGUACAAUCAUACUGCUAUUCUACCUAACUCCGCAUUUUGUAUAUGUAUCACAAGAAUCAAACCAUAGCUUUGACAUGGUCAUAAAAUUUAGGCAUGGUGGUUCAUUCACAUAGUUUGCAUGUUUCCCCGCUGGUACUUGGAAAAAACUUCAAAUUUCAAAUUAUAAACAAAUUAUCCUGACCUUCAAAGUGAGUUGUACGAGAGCCUGUAUUUGACAAUAUACAAGAGAGUUGUCUGGGCUAUUUUCUGUAUCUGGCCAAACCCAUAUUCUCCUGGGUGAGCUAAGACAGAAAAGGGUUAAAGGGGGACUAUAAAGGCUGUGCAGAUGACGUCGACACAGCAAAGACAUCUAGAGUUACAAAGUUGCAACGUCCAGGUUUCAAACUGGGGACCUCCCGAUCAGGAGGCGGUCGUUCAACCAUUGUGCGACCACGCUCCUCCAACGUUAUUUAGUAUUCUGAGAACUGCCUCUGGUUUGAGUCAGUGAUAAAAAUUUUCAUCAAACAUUUAUGAGGAGUGCAGAUGUACUGUGAGGUAGUAGAGGCCCCUAUUGGUGAUUCUGUGUAACUAAAUCUUACCCACCUGGCUCUUGCCUCUUGUCUCCUGUCAACAACAAAACUUCUUCCAAUCAAAUCUUUGGCAAAAUCUGGUUGAAGUAUGGUUUGGUUCUUGUUAAUAUAGCCAUGGUACUAGAUCACGCUAGAGAUGUAAUUUAUUCUGGACAAAUUCUGCAGUUAAACUGACAGAAGGAUAACACAAUAGUUGAGGUUUCAGAACAUAUUGGAUAAUAUUACUACAUUAAUUAUAUAAAUCAAUGUUGCUCUAAGAAGACUUGUGCAUUUAUGGCAACGCCAAAUAGUGUGCUCUAUAGCCGAUUCCCAGGCCGCAGCCAUGUUUCUUCGUUACAGUGAUUAGCCUGGGUGGCUAAUUUUGACAGGAGUCCUCCCCUGUCUGGCAUCACAGAAUUAGCCCCGAACCUGGCACCCACCUCGUGUUCGACGCAAUGUUGUUCCUGACGUUGUUCCCCCAUUUCAACCUGGGAAUCAUCUAUUCGUAUGUACGUACAUGUAUGUAAUUUUCAGUACAGAGCCAUAUGGGUUAAUUUUGGCUAUGUUUGUUCCUGAAUGUAUAGUACCGGUAUUUAGAUACAUUUGUAAUUCCUGAAUGUAAAGGUAAUUAAAUAUGCAGAUUUUGAUCUCAUGUAUUGUAUGUAAGCAUCUCUUUUUGGGCGAAACUGAGACUGGAUCAGCUGUGAAAAUUGGUGAGUCUUCUCCUCAAUUCUUUUGGGAAGUUUGUUCUAAUGGUUUCAGAUCUGAUGUUCAAAUGAGGCUCUCAAGUGUCUUUAUGUACGGUCCGCUCUCUGUAUAAUUUCAGAUCUGAUGUUCAAAUGAGGCUCUCAAGUGUCUUUAUGUACGGUCCGCUCUCUGUAUAAUUUCAGAUCUGAUGUUCAAAUGAGGCUCUCGAGUGUCUUUAUGUACGGUCUGCUCUCUGUAUAAUUUCAGAUCUGAUGUUCAAAUGAGGCUCUCGAGUGUCUUUAUGUACGGUCCGCUCUCUGUAUAAUUUCAGAUCUGAUGUUCAAAUGAGGCUCUCAAGUGUCUUUAUGUACGCUCGCUCUCUGUAUAAUUUCAGAUCUAAUGUUCAAAUGAGGCUCUCAAGUGUCUUUAUGUACGGUCUGCUCUCUGUAUAAUUUCAGAUCUAAUGUUCAAAUGAGGCUCUCAAGUGUCUUUAUGUACGGUCUGCUCUCUGUAUAAUUUCAGAUCUAAUGUUCAAAUGAGGCUCUCAAGUGUCUUUAUGUACGGUCUGCUCUCUGUAUAAUUUCAGAUCUAAUGUUCAAAUGAGGCUCUCAAGUGUCUUUAUGUACGGUCUGCUCUCUCUAUAAUUUGUUGGUCUUCCCUAUAGCGUAUGUCAGUUAUUUUUUUACUAGAUUUAGAUUUUUAUUAGAUUUAGCUGAGGUCGUAACUGCUCAAACUGUUCUUGCGAUUGGCCGCUGUCUUAAAGUGUCUGAUGAGAAAGUGUCGACUUAAGAAGAAAUAAAAGGUUUAAGCUUGCAGGUGAGGAUCAAGGGGGGCAAUCCUGGCCUCUCCCCUUUAAAGUUCUUCCAAAAAACAAAUUUUCACUUGAACUGAGUAAUGCAAACUUUCACCAUUUUAUGUCAAGGACUCUGAUUGUUUGUGAGUAAUGGCACCCAGGGUGCUUAUUGUCCAGUCGAUCUCAAACCUGGGUACCAUUUGUCGGCACCCAGGGCGACAUCUACCCUUUCAGCAUAAUUGAGUAAGUUUGAUAUCCAUUCUGUUCUCAGACACUUUAUGACCAGCCAAUCGGAGGGUCUAUUCUUCUAUUCAACUCUCUUCUAUUCAAUUCUAUUCUAUUUAUUGUAGCAAUUAAUUUAUGUUGUCAGUGCUGUCCAUCCACUUAGCUCAGUGUUUGAAUUUUGCUUCAUGCUCAUACGAAAUGUGAAAAUUAAAUGUAAGCGUUUUGUACAACUGUACUGUCUCAAAGCGCUUAUAAUUCAUUCCCUAUCGCCUAAUCCAGAAAUCUUUCUGUAGAAAGCAAGAAUUGCACCUACUGUGCUACACUCGGCCAUUUCAGGCCAGUUGAAAGUAUCAAGAAGGACUGGUCAAGUCUUGAACCCACGACCUUCUGAUCGCGAGUGGAAUACUCUUCCACUCAGCCACAGUGAUACCUGUAGUGUAUGCACUGAACAAUGUCAAUUACCUUUCGUUUUAUAAUGUUUUGGGUGUGGCUGAAGGUUGAUGAUAUGCACACUCUCAUAACUUGUUUGUUCUCAAUUAUUUAAGGCCAACGCCUUGUCUGCUGUAUAGAUAUACAUUUGCUAAGACUCUUGUCAAGUUACUCCUACCUGCUGUCUAGAUCUUAUUCAGAUUGUUUUGAUUUGCUCAGAUUCUUGUAAAGCAACUCUCUUCUACUGUCUAAACCUAAUCAGUGCCUAUUUAAAUUUGAUGCAGUUGGUACAUGUAUAAGUAUAAGUGCUUUUUUAUUACUGUAUUGAAAUUUGUACAUCAUUGUCCUGCUAUGCACUGUCAGUAGCACUUUCAAGCAUGUCUUUCAAGCAUGUCUUUCAAGCAUGUCUUUCAAGCACUGCGGCUCACUUUAAUCCAGAUGAAGUUCAUUUAAAAUUCAUGCGGUCUAUGCUCUGCCAUCUAGUGCAUAAGGCAGUAACUAUGUACUGGAAAAGCACCACAAUUCUUUGGUUAUUUUUGAAUCAGUUUAGAUUGCCACAUCCAGUGUGGAUAUCAUGCCAUUUCUGUCCAAUGCCAAACACCAAAGAAAUUGCCCCAUAGCAGAGGGGAUAUGAUUUUAUCUAAUUCAACAGUAAAAGUCUAUCAAUUGGAAGGCAGAUUACUGCUCACAAGCUCCAAGUAAACAUGUCCUUGAUUCAAAUCUAUUCUAUUCUAUUCUAUCUUUCAUGUUUUCCCACAGUACACCACGAACAUUCCGUUUGAAAAUGUAAGGUAAAUGGGUACAAUUAUUGCCCCAGUACAAUUGUAGUCGCUGUGUGCAUCAAUCUGUUCUGCCUGCUCUAUUCUACAUUGUAGGGAAAAUAAUUGUACAAUAAUUUUCCUUUAAAAUACUUGAUGGACACGUUUUUGUAUAGAAUCUGGUUUGACCAGGUUGGGAUGUCUUGCUGGUUGCAGUAGUAUUGCAUUCAAUCUUAAUAAGGGGAAUAUAAGCAUUGUGUAACUACUCUCUAAAUGUAGCCAAAAGUGUAGAUGCCAUCUGUAAUGUAAGUACAUGUACAUGUAUGUCACAACCUAUGCAUUGUUGAUCUGUGUGUUGCAUAAUCAGUGCCAGUAUAAUCAUGUGUCAAUGUGAUCACGAUGAAGCUUUGCGACUCCCUGACCCGAAUGUUCGUCUUAGAUUUGAAAAGUGUUUGGUAUUACCUUUUCCACUGCACCUCCUAGCACAUCUUUCAAAGUCCAGCGCUCAAAGCUACGUCUGAGCUGUGUACCAAAUUUAGUUGUAGUUUUAUUGGAGUUUAGUUCCACGAAUAAAACUCUCGACUUGGGAAAAUAAGAAUCACAACAGUUUUGUGAAGAACAAAGGAGAAAUUUCAAAAUGUGGCACAAUACUAUAGAUCCAUGCACUUGAUUGGGAACAACGUUUACAUGACGUAGUGUUGGCCGUCGUCACGUCACCAUGCAUUUUACAUUACUGUAACAUGACGAGACGCGACGUUUUCGUAAACGUUGGUCCCAAUCAAGAGCAUGGAUCUAUAAUGCACAAUUGCACAAAAAUUAUUGGUUUCGUACGCAAUAGCUUGGUAAGGUCCUCUGCAGUAAUUUAGGAUUGAUGUUUUUAACUGGGGGCGGGGAAUUUUUUAGUCUUCUGAAUUUCUUUGUGCCAGUAUUUAAUCUUAUCUAUGCUGAACAUAAAACUUUGUACAAAGGGAUACUCUCUUGUGCACUCAGCGGUAUUCCGAGGUCAGUUUGAAACGAGCCUUCAAUCACAGCUUUUUCUAUAAGACCCUGACUCAUCGGGGUUAUUGAGUCUGAAGACUUGUUACUUGGAAUGUUUUUGGCGCGGAGAGAAUCUGAAUUUGGGACUCCACUGAGAGAAAUUUGCCUUACUCUUUGAACUUUCUUGAGUUGCUUAAAUAUGCAGCUUUGACUUGUGAAGUUGCAACCAUCAGUUUGAAGAAGAUAAACGGAGAAGUCUUGCGAUGGGCACUUUCCAGUGUGACUUGUUCAUAUUCUAAUAGAGCGUUCUUCAGUAUUAGGUGUCCCAUUUUCAACAUGAAUGUAUUUGUGUUUCUAAGUUUAGACUUUGACUCUGAAUUCGGAUAUGCAGAGUGUCUUAAUCUAGAAACAAUUGUGAGAUAUGGUCUCAUCUUGAACUGCGGUGUGAUUGGAUAAAAGCACAAAUGCCAAAAAGCAGUGAAGUUUUUAAAGAUAUGACGACAAACAGGCACCAGAGUUCACUUGAUAGCCGACCCAAGGUAUCCGGUAUGCAUGGUUUCAUCAAAUUAUAUUUAAAAGAUCGACAGUAAUCGAUUGUAUGAUAAAGAAAAUGAAUGUUAAUGUCACCUGAUUUUGUGUUGUAGUUAGCGAUGUAGCUAUUGAUAAUGUGAUUAAUUUAAUAUAUAAUAGCUAUCAAUUUUCA
Molecule: messenger RNA, 6586 nt
Organism: Lineus longissimus
Lineage: Eukaryota; Metazoa; Nemertea; Pilidiophora; Heteronemertea; Lineidae
Product: PRKC apoptosis WT1 regulator protein-like
Exons: 7
Coding region: 208-1179 (323 amino acids)
Biological process (GO): positive regulation of apoptotic process; apoptotic process
Cellular component (GO): cytoplasm
Source: RefSeq, a predicted model, not a curated record